CCAUGUAGUUAACGCUCACAUCAACCGGGAAGUGUGCAGCCUCAUUAUGAAACUAUCCGCACGGUAGAGUAAAAUAUUAAUAAUCGAUAAUGUGUCCAGUGGAGUGUCGCUGCCUUUUAACAGCCGGACAUUCCUGAUGUUGUAUCGAUAGGUCGGUCAAAUUAUUAGGCAAUAUAUUGGAAGCGAACAUGGCUGCGCCCACAGCACCGAGAGGAUCAUCAGCCUCCAGCCCGCCCGGGUUUGAAGGUUUCCCGUUUGCGGUGGCCGGUAAACCAGCGGAGGAAAGCUCCGGUAAAGAGCAGGAGCAGGUCGGGGACGUGAAGAAGAAGCCGUGCAGAGCGUGUACGGACUUUAAAUCCUGGAUGAAGGUGCAGAAGAAACAGACGACAGCUGCUGUACAGGAGACCCAAGCUGCAGAGCCAGAGCCACAACAAGACCCACAGUGCCCGCUGGACCGGCAAGAGCUGGGGCGUAACACCUGGUCCUUCCUGCACACUAUGGCGGCGUAUUACCCCGAUCGUCCAUCUGCGACCCAGCAGCAAGAGAUGGGGCAGUUCAUCAACCUUUUCUCCAAGUUCUUCCCGUGUGAGGAAUGUGCAGAGGACCUCAGGGGCAGAUUGAAAACCAAUCAGCCAGACACCAGGAGUCGCCACGCUCUUUCUCAGUGGCUCUGUCGUAUCCACAAUGACGUCAACGUCCGGCUGGGCAAGCCUGAGUUUGACUGCUCCCGUGUGGACGAGAGGUGGAAAGAUGGAUGGAAGGAUGGCUCCUGUGACUGAGCGAUAAGAGAUGUGAGCAUGGAGAGGAGAAACUCUUUGUCAGAGCUCACAUCUCUGUUGUGGAGAAACUUUACAUGAAGAGAGAGAGGCUGUGUGGUACAUUUCAACCUCUUGUUUUGUGGUUAGUUAAUAACUGAUCUGGUAAUAAAAAUUAAAGUAUCCCUCUCUGUUUCUCAGAUCAGAGCCAAGACUCACUGAACGUCUUUACUCCAGUUAUUGGGGAGUUUUAAAAGGUUACUACACAAAUGUUUGCUGAAAUUUUGCAUCAAAUCUUGUGUGAAAUGAAAAACAUAUUUUUAACCAGUGUAGCCCUGAUGUGUCUGUUAAAGCUGUGAGUUGGUUACAAACACAUUUUGCCAUUAAAAUGUUGUUUCCUGGUCUGUUCUAAGGCACAACGUGGUUUUGCCAAGUAGAACAUGCUCCUGGACCAACAUUGGAAUCAACCAAUCACAGCCCUCUGACAUCAUAAGUGUGCUGCUCCUGCGCUUCAUUCAACAUUGCGUUGUGCUUCCUCAGAGCUGAGCUAGUUUUACAAAUUGAAGUUAAUACAAUUAAACACAAUCCUCAGUAACAUUGAACAAAAACAUUAUAAGCUACUGCAGGGUUAGCAAUUAGCUUGCUAACUAGCUUGGCCAUGCUAACAAGUAAACUUGCUGAUAGACUGGAAUAUUUGGAAGUUAGCUUGCUAACUAGCUUGGCUAUGCUAACAAGUAAACUUGCUGAUAGAGUAGAAUAUUAGCGAGUCAGCUUGGCUAUGCUAAUGAGUAAACUUGCUGAUAGGCGAGAAUAUAAUCGAGUUAACUUGCUAACUAGCUUGGCUAUGCUAAUGAGUAAACUUGCUGAUAGAGUACAAUAUUAGCAAGUCGGCUUGGCUACGCUAAUGAGUAAACUUGCCGAUAGGCGAGAAUAUAAGCAAGAUAGCUUGCUAACUGGCUUGGCAAUGCUAAUGAGUAAACUUGCUGAUAGACUAGAGUAUUAGCAAGUAAGCUUGCUUAUUAGCUUGGCUAUGCUAAUGAGUAAACUUGCUGAUAGACUAGAAUAUUAGCGAGUUUGCUUGCUAACUAGCCUUGCCAUGCUAAUAAGUAAACUUGCUGAUUGAUUAGAAUAUUAGUUAGUUAGCUUGCUUAUAUUCUCGCCUAUUGGCAAGUUUACUCAUUAGCAUAGCCUACUGGCAAGCUUACUUGUUAGCAUAGCCAACCUAGUUAGCAAGCUAACAAGCUAACCCUGCAGUAGCUUAUAAGGUUUUUGUUCAGUGUCACUGAGAAUUUUGUUUCACUGUACCAACUUCAAUUUGGGUAAGCUAGCUUAGCUCCGAAGAAGGCACACAAAGUCAUUUUGAAAGAAGUACAGGAGCAGCACACUGAUGAUGUCAGAGGGCUGUGAUUGGUUGACUGCAAUGUUGAUCCAGGAACACGUCCUACUUGGCAAAAAUCACAUCGUCUCUGAUCUAAGUUGUGUUUUGAAGCCUUGUUUAAUCCAGAAGAAUCACUACAACACAAAAUAUCACUUCUUACAUGUGACAAAAAAUUUGUUUACACAUUUGUUACACAAUGCUCAUUUUGUCAGGGAAUAAUUAGAGCUUUCACUAAAACAUUGUGUCAGAGAAAUAUAUAUAUUUUACAUAAUGAUGAUUACAGAAUGUUUCCUCACUGUAUAACACUCAGAUUGUGUGUUUGUGUGUGUUUUGUGGUGUUAUACCCGCAACAUAUGUUAAUUUAUUUGCAUUAUUUUUUGCUGGAAUUAGUCAUUAUGUAACUUUUGAUGACAGUGAUGAUUAAUUGAUCAUUUAAGUCAUUAAAUCAAAUACAAAUAUCUAUAUUUUGUUGAUUAAAGCUUCUCAAAAGUGA
This is a messenger RNA of Epinephelus moara (kelp grouper), 2626 nucleotides long. RefSeq names its product growth factor, augmenter of liver regeneration (ERV1 homolog, S. cerevisiae) (gene gfer). The transcript has 3 exons. Bases 189 to 779 code for a protein of 196 amino acids. Gene Ontology annotation, cellular component: mitochondrion. Gene Ontology annotation, biological process: liver development. The record is from RefSeq and is a predicted model, not a curated record. Gene Ontology annotation, molecular function: flavin adenine dinucleotide binding; flavin-dependent sulfhydryl oxidase activity. Lineage: Eukaryota; Metazoa; Chordata; Actinopteri; Perciformes; Serranidae.